AUGGGGCCGGCUCAAGAGGGUCCCCCGGCCGAGGUGGAGGAGCUGGAGCUGCCCUCGGAGGCCCAGGAACCCUGCCUGGAGCCCGACCUGCCCUCGGAGCGGGACAGCGGCCCCUCUGGCUGCCCCUGCUGCGGCUCCUGCGCCUCUUGUUUGCGAGGAAGUUUCCCCUGGAGACCGCGAGUGCCCGGAAUAAAGAAGAAGCGUGCCUGCCCAGGACUUGGAUUGUUCUAUACCGUCUUGUCAGCAUUUUUUUUCGCUGUGGCUUCUUUAUUUCUGAAGAAAAUUCAAAAUCUGCACGCAGUGGAAGUCAGUGCCAUUAGAUGUAUUUUCCAAAUGUCAUUUGUUCUUCCUGGUAUGAUAUACCAGAAAACAGGAUUUUUUGGACCAAGAAACAAACUAGUGUUCCUUUUCUUCCGAGGACUGUUUGGCUCCUCUGCGAUGAUUCUUCUUUAUUAUGCUAUCCAAGUGAUGCCUCUUGCUGAUGCUAUUGUCAUUACUUUCAGCAGUCCCGUUUUUACAUCAUUGUUUGCCUGGAUAUUUCUCAAAGAGAAAUAUAGUCUUUGGGAUCUUCUGUUCACUCUUUUUACUAUCACUGGAGUGAUAUUGAUUGCAAGACCACCUUUUCUGUUUGGAUCCAAAGUUUUGGGAAUUGAAGGAGAGUACACAGAUCAUCUCAGAGGAUCAAUAGCAGCACUUGCAAGCGCAGUAGCUAUGGCUUCAACUUUUGUUAUACUAAGAAAGGUGGGGAAAUCGGUGCAUUACUUUUUAUCCAUUUGGUACUAUGCAGUCAUUGGGUUAAUAGUGUGUUUGAUAGCACUUUUUGCAAUGGAUGUCUGGGCUUUACCCAACUGUGGUAUAGAGAGACUUCUUCUGAUAUUAAUUGGACUGUUGGGACUCGCUGGUCAAAUAUUUAUUACAAAAGCAUUACAAAUAGAGAACGCAGGUCCUGUGGCUAUAAUGAAAACAAUGGACGUGGUGUUUGCUUUUAUUCUUCAAAUGCUUUUUCUCGAUCAGUUACCAACCUGGUGGACUGUAGGAGGCGCCCUUUGUGUUAUUGCUAGCAGUUCCGGCACUGUCAUACGGAAGUGGCAUCAAAAUUCCAGAAAACGUACUCUAAGUGUAAAUGAAAUUUAGGAAGCUUGAACCUGUUUCAUUGCUAAAAACACAGCAGAGAUUUUAAAUAUUCAUUUUAAAUAAUGCACUUACUGUCCCAGGUUUCCCCAUAAUCAUACUUACUUAUCAGAGCAGGAGUAGAUGCCAUGACUCACUGCUUUGUAUACGUGCCUUACUCCGACAUUUUGUUUUUUUAUAUCCAAGAAGCUUUUGACAACAACCUUGUUCUGUAACAAGAACAAUGUCUUCUAAAAGGGAUGAUUGAAUAUGGCAUGGAGAUCUACCGCACAGUGUAAAAAUACAAAACAAAAUCUGUUCUGCAUCCUUGAAUUCUCGAGUGCAUCUAAAGUAGUAAUUUGGGUCCUAGCCAUAAUUUCUGAUGCCGUGCAUCUCUAUUGUGUAUGUCUUUAUAGCGCUAGUUCAUCAAAACCAGUUUAAAUGUUGAUGGGAAAUGUAUAGAAGAAAGAACGAUCGAAAUUCAUUUACUGGUCUUCUUUCUCUACCUCAGUUGUAACUUGAAAAGCUAACUCAAAGCUUAAUUUCUGCUCUUUUCUGAACAAUUUCUGAGCACCUGGGAUUCUAACAGCUUAUUUGGAAAGAGAAGCCAAAUACCAUUUCACAACAGAAGUAGAAACAUCAGUGAAGUGUUCUUUACCAUUUUCCACUUCUGUACAACGUAUGAAGUGUCUGGGUUGCUGUGAGUUUUCUGAAUUGUAUGGCCAUGUUCCAGAAGCAUUCUCUCCUGAUGUUUUGCCCACAUCUAUGGCAGGCAUCCUCAGAGAUUGUGAGGUCUGUUAGAAACUAGACAAGAGGGAUUUAUAUAUCUGUGGAAUGUCCAAGGUGGGGGAAAGAACCCUUGUCUGUUUGAGGCAAGAAUGAAUGUUGCAAUUGGCCAUCUUGAUUAACAUUGAAUAGCUUUGCAGCUUCAAAGCCUGUUUCCUGCCUGGGUGGAUUCUUUGUUGGGAGGUGUCAGCUAGCCCUGAUCGUUUUCUCUCUGGAAUUCCCUUGUUUUCCAAGCAUUGUUCUUUAUUUACUGUUCUGAUUUUAGAGUUUUUUUUAAAUACUGGUAGCCAUAUUUUGUUAAUUUUCAUUGUUUUCUCCUUUCUGUUGAAACAAUCAGUGUCAGCUAACACCUCCUACCAAAGGAUUCCCUCAGGCAGGAAGCAGCCAGGCUUUGAAGCUGCAAGGCCAUCCAAUGCUAAUCAAGAUGACCAAUGCAACAUUCACACUUGACUCAGACAAGAGUUCUUUCUCCCACCCUGAACCUUCCACAGGUAUAUAAAACUCACUUGUCUAGUUUCCAACAGACCUCGCAAUCUGUGAGAAUACCUGCCAUAGACAUGGGCGUAAUGUCAAGAGAGAAUGCUUCUGGAACAUGGCCAUACAGCCCGUAAAACUCACAGCAACUCAGUGAUUCCAGCCAUGAAAGCCUUUGGCAACACAUAUGAAGUGUCUGUUGCAUUGAUAAUAAUAUUAGCAUUAAACCAAAGACUUGUUGGACUGAGCUGUGCCUGGUACACAUUUUAAUGCAAUCACAUUUUAAUGUGACCAAGCUUGUACCAGUACAAACUGAACAUAAACUGAGUAUGCAGUUUAUAUUUAGUUUGUACUCUUACAAGCAAUGAGACAGGAUCAUUUAGAUUGACCAUUGUUCUAAAACCACCUUAUGAUACAUGUACAAACCCAUUUAAAAAUAAAAAAAUAGACUGAUACUGUGUGCUAUAUAAAGUUACUCGACUUUAACUAUUUUUGUCAAAAUGUUUGAUACAAGUUCAUCAAAUACAAAGCUUUCUUUCUCUACAAAUUAGGGGACGGGGAUCCAUGGGUUUUUCCCCAUUGAGCCUUGAAAGAAAUUUUUUAUUUAAAACUAUGUAUUGGUUUUGAUAGUUGCUUUUCUACAUUUUGUAUCUGUAGUGAUGAAAUAUUUAUACCUCUUUUUUAAAGAAGUUAUUCCUAAGUAGACAGAGCAAAUCCACAUCGGCUGUUAACUUUCACUUUCUACAAUUUGAACAAAGAAGAACAUUGUGGGUGAAAUCCCGCAAUAUCAGUCUGCCAACAGAACACACUAGGGCUGGAUCUACACUGCCAUAUAAAACCCAGAUUAUCUGUCUUAAACUGGAUUAUAUGGCAGUGUAGACUGAUAUAAUCUAAUUCAGAGCAGAUAAUGUGGAUUACCUGCUUUGAUUAUCUAGAUUAUAUUGCAGUGUGGAUCCAGCCUGAGUUCACCUAUUUCCUAAAGUUUCUUCAACCUCCCCACAAAAUUUGCUCUGGAAUUUGGAGGACCCUCCAGAAUAAAUAAAAAAGGCAAGGGUGUGGGAGAAGAAGCAGGAAGAAUCUCACUUUGUCAGUAGACAUCUGGUUAUACAACUUUGAAUCCAGUCAAUUGAGUAAUGUGGCAGUUCCUCUCAAUGCAGUUUUGUUUAAGACUGUGCAAAAUGUUCUUAUUUUGCUCUUCAAUUAAAGCAGCAGUUCCUUGUCAGUUAUGAGAGAGUUGGACUUAAGAGUGAAACAAGUUUUAGGUUAAACCCAUGCCUGCUAACAAUGGGAUGAACCAGGAGCUGAAACUUUCCAAAGACAAAAAACAAGUUGUUACUCUGAGAGUGCAGCAAUAUUGUUGUGCUUAUCAAUUUAAAUCCAAGUGUUUGGUCAGAAUUGCUUAAGCAUUGGCUCUUUUUUUCUUGCCAACCUGCCAUGAUAAUAUAGAGAUGUAUGUUGUUUAUAGUAAUGACAAAAACUACCUAAUGGAGAUUCCAUAACGGACCAUACCUUCAAAGUAUUUUGUUAUGGAAUUUCUAUUCAAAUAAAUGGAUAAUCAUUAGGCUAUUCAAUUUCACUAAGGCCCCUUCUACACUGCUAUAGAAUCUAUAUUAUGAAAGCAGAUCAUCAACAUUAUCUGCUUUGAACUGGAUUAUAUGUGUCUACACUGCAAUAUAAUCCAGUUCGAAGCAGAUAAUCUGGAUUUUAUAUUGCAGUGUAGAAGGGGCCUAAGAGUUACUAUGCAUUGGUAUGGAAUAGAUGCUGUAUUAUAUGUGCUUUUGUUGUGACAAAGCUGUGUACAGCAUAACGUAUUCAAUUGCAGAAUGUACACACACACACACACACUAGAACUUGGAUAAAUUGAUUUUUUUAAAUCAAAAAAACUUGUGUAUUAGUUGUAUGCACAUUUGAUUGUAUACUGUUUUAUAUUGAUGAUUGUCUACUGUUUCAUGAUGACAGCAUAUCUAUUGACAAAUUGGUCAGUCUAACCACAAAUCUUAUUAUAAAGUGAAAAACCUUAUUAUUUCCUUCUUGUUGCUUAUUGCUUUCUCAGCAGCAUUAUUAUUUAGCAUUUGCGUAGUCCAAGGCUAAUUCCUGUGUCUAGGUUAGAUGGAUGCAUUUGUCACCACUUAAAAGAAUAGAUUAGUGUACGAAAGAUAUAAUCUGCCAGCGAUUGUAUUUAUAAAAGCCAACACAAAACACAGCUUUAUUUUCAGACUGUUUGAUGCUAAAGAUAUCAGGCAAUUUUGAUAACAUAGAAAGAAUAUACAUAUCAACAUCAUUAAUUAUUCCAUCUUCAAGUGUUCUCAUUUAUUAUAAGCAAUACAGAAGGGGGCUAUUUCAUUUAUAACUUUUAUAGUCGUACCUUGUUUUAAAACUAAACAAUUUUGAUCUGUCUUCUAAUGCAGUAUAACUGUAGAAAAAUCUGUUGAAAUUAGAGUUUAAAAACAACUAGAAUCUUAAUAUGGUAGUUAAUUUUAAAUCAAGGCAUUAUAGGGUUUUUUUACACUCAAAACACCCAUUAAAAUUGCUCUUGAAUGGAGUAUGCUCUUCAUAGGUCUGUCACUUAGGUGACUGGGCUUUUCAAGUUAAGGUGUUAUAAGGAAUGUGUGGGCUUUGCAGACUUGCCUCCUUCCCCCAUUUAAGUAAUAUUUAGUUAAAGGAAUAACAUGAUGUGAUGUUGGCCAGGUUCACACAUGGACAAGCGGGAAUUGUACUGCUGUAGACAAGCAAGCCUGUGUAUUCGCUUUUCCUCCCUAGUCAUGCCUAGAUACCAAAGAGAGGUGGGAGCAGCAGCUACACAAAUCACAAAGUUUUCAUCUCUGGUUUGUUUAAUGUGACAUCUGAAACCGCAGCAGCACCUGGUUCUGUGAUAUGUUUCACCAUUGACAGACACAGAAAUAACCCAUGAUUUAUUCAGUUGUGAGAGAUCCAGCUGUGACUAGGUUCGUAUCAUAAUACACAUCAGAUAUCAUGCUCAAUAAACUGCAGUGCUGAUGCAAGUGGGAGCAAUCAGGUGUAGGAAGCAGCACAUUUGAUAGAAGUACUAUAUUUUGAAUUGUUUUUGUAGAUUAAUCGAUAGUGUGUCAUUAAAUUCAACCAAUACUUUUUCCCAAUUAAAAAAAAAAUCUUUUCACGUUCCCACCAUAAAUGCAUAUAACUCCCAGUUUUUUUAUUGCAUCUCCAUUGAUAGACUGUUUCUUUUAUUAUAACUUAACAUUAUUAGAGUCAUGUACCAUCUACAAUUCGUUUUAUAACAAUUCUCUUUAAUUCUCAUGAACAUAUUUUUCAUAAUUCUUUGUUUCCAAUUUAUCCUCUGUAAUAUUGAUUCCUAAGUCCCUUUCCCAUUUAUUUUUUGUUCCAAAUUGUAUUGGAUCACUUUUUAUCAUUAUUUUAUACAUUUUAUUUACUAAUCCUUUUGCUACUUCCCCAGUCCCAUUCUGUAUUAAUUAAUUCUUCAAAUUUUGAUAAUUUUCUUUUCUAGAGACUUUGUAAUUUGUGUUUUUGUUCAUUUAAACAUAACUCUUGCCAUGCUCAGAAUUUCUGUCCCAUUCAAAUGAGAAAAUACUGGAAACUUGGGAAAUAUUUGAAUGCAAGCCUUAUGUGUCAGUGGGACUUUCUCACUGAUAGGUAUGCAUAGCAGAUUUAGGAUAUCUAUGGCCUACCAUAUGUCCUUCACCUAUAGCGCCCAUCAUCCUUCACCAUUGCAUAUCUUGCUAGGAUCCAUACAAUUCCACAACAUCUGCUAUAAAGGAUAGCACGUGAACUGACAGAUUUAAGGUUCUGGUUAAACACGGAAAGAAACUCCUGGGAAUAAGAACUGGCCAACAAUGAAACAGAUGUCAGAACAUGGUGAAUUCCUCUGUUGGAGGUUUUUCAAUAGAGGUUAGAUGGCCCCUUAUCUGGGAGCCCUUCCACACAGCCACAUAACCCAGAAUAUCAAGUCAGAAUAACCCACAAUAUCUGCUUUGAAUUGGAUUAUCUGAGUCCACACUGCCAUAUAUCCUAUUUCAAAGCAGAUAAUGUGGGAUUUUAUUCAGCUGUGUGGAAGGGGCCUGGGAUACCUUAGUAGUGGAUUCCUGCACUGAGCUAGCGGUUUGACGAGAUGGCUCUUGGAGUCCUUCCCAGCUCUCCAUCUGAAGGGUCAUGCAUUCCUCAUCCUAGUAUAUCGUAUCACAUCUUAGUGGGAAAGUUAUGGUGCUCCAUGCAGUCAUGCUAGCCACAUGAUCUUGGAGACGUCUACAGACAACGCUGGCUCUUCAGCUUAGAAAUGGAGAUGAGCACCAACCCCUAGACUCGGACACGAGUAGACUUGAUGUCAGGUGAAAACCUUUACCCUAAAAAGUCACAAUCUCCACCACCAUCCCUUUGCUUUGAACCAGUGAGCUAAAUUCAUAGCCAAUCUCCAGGGUUAUUUAAGGAUUCUGGACCUGUGCAGAGCUACAUUUAGAAUUCCACACAGCUAGACGGGUGUUUUGGCAGGGUGAUUAUUCCCACUGUCAGUGUACACACAAAGAAAUGUGACAUCUGUCUCCCUUCUUGCUCAGCUUCUUUUUGGUGCAGCAGUACCAGCAUGAAGGUCAUUUAUCUCUUUUUUUUCUCUUGCGUGUGAGUGAGGACUUUUUCUUUUAUUUGCAUUUUGUCUUCAUUUGUCAUGUUUUCAUUUAUCAUUUGCUUUGUUUUUUAACCUUUUUAGCACUGUUAAAAGGGGGGCAGCAUGAAUCAGAGGAGCAAUAUAAUGAUCUGCAAUGGUUUGGUAUUGUUAACUGCCAUCAAGACAACUUAAACUUGGAGCAACCCUAUGAAUAAAAGAUCUCUCAAGUCAACCUAACAUCAACAGCGCUGCUCAGGUUCUGCAGACUCAGGGAAGUGGCUUCCUUAUUGAGUCUAUCUAUCUGAAAUUCAUUCAUACUCUUCUUACUGCCUUAAAUCUUCCCAAAACUUAAUGUCUUUUCUACUGAGUCUUGCCUUCUCAUGAUAGAUACAGCAGCCUCUGUUUAAUCAUCUUGGCUUGAUUUAAUGUAGGACCUUGUACGGUUUCGGUCCAGGCUAUCUGGCAGACUACAGGCAGUCCCCAAGUUACAAACAAGAUAAGUUCAAUAGCAGUUGGAUCCCAACCUGUGGUCCGUGGACCACCAGUGGUCUGCAAGAACUAAAAUAUGGACUGCAGCCUCGCAGUUACUACUACAGAUAAUAACACAGCCCAAAAGAAAAAAAAAUGUCUUGGCGUCUUUGUUUUUAGGCCUGUUCUUGGGUUAUUUGGGGUGCUGAUUCAGAAAAUUGCAUUGGGUAGACUACAUCCACUCUAGAUUAUUAAAUAUGGUUUUCUGUGCGCGACUGCUGGAUGGCAUAUAUUCUGUAUCAGAAACUAGAGCUGAUGUAGUCUAUCCAAUGCAAUUUUCUGAAUCAGCAUCCCAAGUAACCAAACCGAAUCUAAAGUUGACCAAAACUGAUUUGUAACCCUUUUGAUAUUAAUGUUGGAGAGUGUUCUCUGAUCAAAGUGGUCCCUGGUCAAAUGUCAACUGGUCAAAGUGGUCCCUGAUCAAAAAAAGGUUGGGAACAACUGUUCUAUAAGUUUGUUCUUUAGUUGAAUUUCUAUGUAAGUGUUCCGUCCCCCAGAGGUUUGUUUUGCAUUUUUUCAUAGUUAUAGAAAAUAGCACCCGUUUGCAUUUGCUCCAGGGUUGCUGCAGAUUCUGCAACAGUCUUGAUAGUUAGGAUAUUAGCAGAGUUUAUAGCCAGUUUGCAAAGCCUUGCUGCUAUAGGCUUGAAAUGUAUCAUUUUGUUCUGGAGACCGCCCCUUUUCCUGGGGAUAGAAGGCUCCAUUUUGAGAAGCCUAUUCUGCCUUCUAGACUGAAGGAGAAACAGCAUAGAUGUGCUUGUGUGGCCAAGCCAGGCCAACUCUGAAAAGGCCAUCGUAAGUACAAACAAAUGACGCCUUUAUAAACCAGUGCCAAGCAUAGAUAGGGGAAAGACCUGUUCUUUCUCAUAGCUUUGGCACUGGGGCAGAGAACAUCUUUUGAUUUCUUUGCCACUGGAGGAAGCUCUACCAACUUCACCUCAAAAACUAGCUUUGAGCUUAGAUAGUUAUAGAUCUUUUGAAAGCAGCUCUGAGCUAGGGUGAAGAGGAUCUCUGGACCUCUUUGCUUUUGGUGGAAGUUAACCCAGCAACCUAAAGGGGGAAAGCAAGCAAGGAACAUCUGCAAGGUUUUAUAAGUGGACUGUUUUUAUUUGCAACUUUAAUUACAAGUGCCAAGUCUGCCAAGGACUUUGUGAAAAUAAAAUUUUGUUGGAUUGUUCUACUUGAAGUGCCUUUGGUUACUGGGAUUUCCAGAGCUUCUAAGUAAGGCCCCCGCAGUUCAUCUGGGCAAAGGAAGAAGCACAUCCUAAAGCUUAAAAAGGUGCCUGGAUGUGACGGCAUAGUAAGUCAGAACAGGUGUAUGUGUUAAGUGUAACUGAGGUGGGGACCACCGACCACUACUGCUUAGAGCACUCUUAACUUGUUUUGAAAGUAAGCAUGCAGUAUAUAUUUGCUUCUCAACAUUACAUGCAAACACUUGUGUUCUUUUUGAGUCACAUAGUAGAAGUGAUUUCUAGUAGCCGCAGGAGCUAAAAUGUGGCUUUAUGUGAAUGUUAAGGGUGGAGUGUGGGCUCUGGCUUUUUGGUUACUAUCUUGUUUAUUUCCUACACAUCACAUCCCCCCACCCUGUGUGACACUCCAGCUGUUUUAAGAGUUCAGUAUUUCAGAUCCUUAUUAGCUGAUGAGUUCAAUCCUGUGCAUGUUUACUUUGAGAUGUUCUGCGAUAUAUAAUACAUGCUAAGCUGUAAUUAUCCCACAAGUCUACCACAUAUGCAGUACCAUAUGGGACUUGUUUCAAGCUCAUAAGCACUUAAGUGAUCAACGUUUCUUAUUAUCACAAAGCUUUAUGGAGUGAAAAUACUAUCCGUUCAUCACAUUUUAACGUUUCUUAUGUGCAAAGUAGAUUUGAAUAGUAUCCCCUCCUUCCAACUUCCCCCUUCCAAUUGGCCUGUUUUUUCUAAAGUAAUUGCGCUUUUUUGUCCCUUUUCUCUACCAAACAUAUUUGAGAGGUUGUGUACCUUUAUUCAGAGACAGAGUACCUCUGUAGUCUAUUUCAGCUGUUUAGCAAGGAGUUAUUUUAUUUUUCUCCUUCCCAGAGCUGUUUAUUCAACCAGAAACUAUUACCUACUAUUAUCUGGACCUCUUUUUAUGACCUAUAGUACUAUUUGUUGAUCACAGGAAGGUGCAUUAAUGGAUCUUUUUGCUUGUAAAGUGGAAUUCCAUUAGAUCAGUAUCAGCAUUGUUACAGAUAUCAGGCAACAGACCAUUUACUCCUAACUGGCAAAACAAGGAAACUACAAUCUCAGUUGAUGAACUAGGUUUUUCUGUUUUGUAAUAGAACUAUCAUGCAAGACCAACAACCAUACACAGAGACUGGCUUCACUUCUUAAUAUCUUUGGAAGUUAAGUCUACUAUACCUAAGACUCACAUACUGUUAUAUUGCUAGCUAGAGAUUUGCAAAGGUUUUAUGCGCUGAAAGCUUCAAAGCUCAAAUGACUGCCUCAAGGGUGCAUUAAAGUAUUUUGUAAAACCAAGGAAUUAAAUCAGAUGUCCUAUGCACUUUUUUCAUAGACUCUGUAUUGCAGGUUGUUACACUAUUUUUUGCAUUUUUUAAGGAUUUUAUAGUAGAUGGAAUUAUAUUUUUGAAAGAUGAACUUUUUAAUUCCUGGAUCUUGAAUUAUAAAGAAUACUGUCAUAUAAGGUAUUAUAUGAUUUCAUAAAUUUUAAUAAAUAUGAAAAAAUCAA
Anolis carolinensis (green anole) is the source of this 10192-nucleotide messenger RNA. RefSeq names its product solute carrier family 35 member G1 (gene slc35g1). The transcript has 3 exons. NCBI's taxonomy places the organism in Eukaryota, Metazoa, Chordata, Lepidosauria, Squamata, Anolidae. Gene Ontology annotation, biological process: regulation of cytosolic calcium ion concentration; calcium ion export across plasma membrane. The record is from RefSeq and is a predicted model, not a curated record. Gene Ontology annotation, cellular component: plasma membrane; endoplasmic reticulum membrane. Bases 1 to 1134 code for a protein of 377 amino acids.